This is a messenger RNA of Tachyglossus aculeatus (Australian echidna), 2770 nucleotides long. It is a transcript of the gene VPS26A, whose product is annotated as VPS26, retromer complex component A. Gene Ontology annotation, biological process: retrograde transport, endosome to Golgi; intracellular protein transport. The record is from RefSeq and is a predicted model, not a curated record. Bases 101 to 1084 code for a protein of 327 amino acids. The transcript is spliced from 9 exons. NCBI's taxonomy places the organism in Eukaryota, Metazoa, Chordata, Mammalia, Monotremata, Tachyglossidae. Gene Ontology annotation, cellular component: retromer complex; endosome.
GGCGGGGUCACGUGCGGAGGGCGCGCGCGGGUCACAUGACGGCGGCGGCGGAGGCGCGCGCGGAGGCUGGCGGCGGCAGGACGGGACACGGAGGGGCGCCAUGAGCUUUCUAGGAGGCUUUUUCGGGCCCAUCUGUGAGAUUGAUGUCGUCCUUAACGAUGGGGAGACCCGGAAGAUGGCGGAAAUCAAAACGGAAGAGGGCAAAGUCGAAAAACAUUACCUCUUUUACGACGGCGAAUCCGUUUCGGGAAAGGUGAACUUAGCCUUUAAGCAAGCCGGAAAGAGGCUAGAGCACCAAGGAAUUAGAAUUGAAUUUGUUGGUCAAAUCGAGCUCUUCAGUGAUAAGAGUAACACCCACGAGUUUGUAAACCUAGUGAAAGAACUGGCCUUGCCUGGAGAACUGACCCAGAGCAGAAGCUAUGACUUUGAGUUUAUGCAAGUGGAAAAGCCGUACGAGUCUUUCAUCGGAGCCAAUGUCCGACUAAGGUAUUUUCUUAAAGUGACAAUAGUAAGAAGACUAUCAGACUUGGUAAAAGAAUACGAUCUUAUUGUUCACCAGCUUGCUACCUAUCCUGAUGUUAACAACUCUAUCAAGAUGGAAGUGGGCAUUGAGGACUGUCUGCACAUAGAAUUUGAAUAUAAUAAAUCCAAGUAUCACUUAAAGGAUGUGAUUGUGGGAAAAAUUUACUUCUUAUUAGUAAGAAUAAAAAUCCAGCAUAUGGAGCUACAGCUGAUCAAAAAAGAGAUCACUGGCAUCGGCCCCAGUACUACCACGGAGACCGAAACGAUCGCGAAGUACGAAAUAAUGGAUGGCGCACCAGUCAAAGGGGAGUCGAUUCCCAUAAGACUGUUUUUGGCAGGGUACGACCCAACUCCGACGAUGCGAGACGUGAACAAGAAAUUUUCAGUGAGAUACUUUUUGAACCUAGUCCUUGUCGACGAGGAAGACAGACGGUACUUCAAGCAACAGGAGAUUAUUCUGUGGAGAAAAGCCCCUGAAAAACUAAGGAAGCAAAGAACAAACUUUCACCAGCGCUUCGAGUCGCCAGAGCCACAGGCCUCCGCCGAGCAGCCCGAAAUGUGAAUCGAAGGAGGAAGAGAAAACCCUCGCGAGGAUUCAGUAGGUUAAAGAUGUUUGCAGCCUGGAGGGAGAAAGAGGCCAAAAUACCGUUUGUAAUUGUCUUCCUUUAUCUUACAGUGCUGCAGUUAUUUUUACCAUACUACUAAACAUUCUUCAAGUCUGUACAUACAUUUACAAAACAAAGUGCUUUCUCAGAAACACUGGAACUUUCGUAAGCUACCGUUUUAUACUGCACACUUUAAUUUGAUGACAUGCACUCGGAGGCCCAAGCUUAAUCCUUAGUUAAGUGUUUCCACGUGGGUAGGCUGGUAUUUAUGAUUUUUGCUUUCUUAGAAUAUAGAUUAGAGAGCUUCUCCCUUGACUCUUCUGUCCUUGAUUGCCUCACGUCUGCAAACACAGCGCAUCUGCAUCCAGAUUGUAGUAGAAAAGUUGGAAUCGGACCUCCAAUUCCCUGCCGACCUGGGGAUUUGCAGCAUCAGACGUUUAACCCUUAUUGAGUUCUUUUAGAAAGCCUUACAGGGGAUGGAGAAACGGCUUCCGUCUGUUUAAAUGCCCCCGAGUCUCCCAUUCCGUGGCUUCCCGGGCUUCCUGUAACCAUCUUUCAGGAGGGUGAAUAUUUCCUAAAAAACUUUUUAAAGAAAAGGCGUGUUAGGGAACCACCACCAAUCUCUUCUAGUUAACUUUCCGUUCGAAGUGCACCUUCACCUGCCAGGAGCCACUUCCCCUGAUUUUCCUGGAGCCCUCCUGCAGCGGGGGAAUAGAUCUGGAGAGAUUAGCAAUUUCGAGUCUCUUGUAGUCAUGAGGGCUUUUUUUUUUCCCCCUAAUCAGAUACAUUAAGAUAAAAUUGCCCCGUAGAAUAGCUUUUUUUCUUUUCCCCCCAAUCUUCAAAUUCAUAGACAGGUCCUCUUGACUUCUCCGGGUGAAACUGUAGGGUGGGAGGCCCCCUCUGUCAUCCAGAUCUAGAUAAACCCUGCUUUUUGCCAAACCGGGAAUUUUAAAAUUCCCAACUUAAAAAAUUUCACAGCCGCAUUAAUCACACGGGUCGCCUUUGAUUUUUUUUUUUUUUUUUUUUUUUGGCCGUCUUUAAAGUCGUCGGUCGAAAAACUCUAAAGAAAAAGGUUGCAGUUCAGCGCUCGUAAAAGCACGGGGCUCCGUUCUCAGAUGCCCUGUAUAUGGUGGAGACGGACUGCGCGGAAAUUACUUGCACUCGUGAUUCCGUUUGUGCACUGAGACUUUUUAUAUAAACGUCAGUGCGCGUCUCGUCAGUCACCUUACUUUAUGAGUAAGCUUAAACUAAAUUUACAUUUUUCUUUAAGAACCGUGGCACUUUUGAUAAAGGCGUAAGCAACCUACUGUUCUUUCCCGGCAAAACGUUCUAUAUACAGUGGCCCGGAAUACCUACUUUACACGUGGAUUUCUCGGAGGAAAAAGAAAAAAAAAAUUCAACUUCCCUUCUCAUGUAAGUGCCUGUUGAGAAUUAAGAAAAAAAAUCCACAAAUCCCCUCCAUCCCUUUAAAUGCCAAAUAUUUUCACGGUCACUUACGUAUUGUAAUCUAGAAAUCAUUCCAAGAGAUUUUGAAAAUGAAUUGUAUUUAACCAGCCUCAAAUUGCGCGCCCAUGUAUAAAAAUGAUUUGAAACAGAUAUCGAGCUGCUAUUUGAAUGAUUAAAAAGAAAAAAGCUGUAUUCUC